AUGUAUGCUACCCCUUAUCCCCACACGCCUGAACCUGCAAAUGGCAUUACUCAUGACAAUGUCGGAGAACAGACACCGAAAUCGACUGGCUCGACGGGACCCCUUGUCUACCCUGCCGGACAUGUCUACAUCUUCUCCUUCCUCCACUCCGCCACGGACGAAGGACGAAACAUCGCCCUUGCGCAACUCAUAUUCGCUGGACUGUACCUCGUUACAUUAGCUCUCGUCAUGGCAACUUACCGGCAAUCCGGUGCUCCGCCGUACCUAUAUCCUCUUCUUGUCGUGUCGAAGCGGCUACAUAGCAUUUUCAUGCUGAGGAUGUUCAACGAUGGAGUUGCUACACUGUUCCUUUGGGCAACGAUAUACAUGCUUCAGAAACGCCGAUGGCGCACGGCUGUUUUGUUUUGGUCCGCGGGUGUAAGCGUGAAAAUGACGCUUCUCCUCGUUGCUCCUGCGCUUGCGGUAAUCUUAACACUGUCUGUGGGAUUUCCCAACGCAGUUGGCCUGGGAAUGCUGUCCUUGCUUCUACAACUUCUCAUCGCUGUUCCCUUCCUCCAAAGAAAUCCAGUUGGAUAUUUCUCGAGGGCAUUUGAAUUUACGAGGCAGUUUCUCUUCAAAUGGACAGGCCUUCUCAAUGUCUUUAUUGACAGUGCACCUAUCUCUUCUAUUUCUCUUACUCAAAUUCUCCUGGCUCUCUCCGUCCGGAAAGAGUCCGACAAAGCUGGUUCAAGACAUUUUGCAGGGGAAAACCACACGCUAUCAUUUGAAAAGCGGGUUCGUCAGCAAAACAAUGUUGACCUCACUGGUUGUAGGUCUCCUCUGUGCAAGAAGCUUGCACUACCAGUUCUUUUCGUACCUCGCAUGGGCGACACCGUUGCUGCUCUGGCAAUCAAACGUCGGGCCAUUGCGCAUUUUCGCUAUAUGUUUAAUCCAAGAAUACGCCUGGAACGUGUAUCCAAGCACUUUCUGGAGCUCAAUGACGGUUGUACUAGUCCUUGCGCAACAAGUCCUAGCCUCUGCUCUCUAGCGACGAUAAAACAACGGACGUUCUUUGUGCUUCGCAAGAGCAAUCGAGUGUGGAAGUUCAUGCAUAAAGGCUUGAUUAUGCAAUCGUAUAAAUUACUCCUGAUUCCAUUAUCCGCUAUCAUUCCUCAUCUGAGUCGUCCAAUGGCGGCAUUUUCCCAACGUUGGAGUCUUCGUCAUCGCUGUCCGGCACAGGCUGUCUCACGAACUCUUUAG
Messenger RNA from Uncinocarpus reesii 1704, 1239 nucleotides. RefSeq lists its product as uncharacterized. Gene Ontology annotation, molecular function: dol-P-Man:Man(5)GlcNAc(2)-PP-Dol alpha-1,3-mannosyltransferase activity. NCBI's taxonomy places the organism in Eukaryota, Fungi, Ascomycota, Eurotiomycetes, Onygenales, Onygenaceae. Bases 1 to 1239 code for a protein of 412 amino acids. Gene Ontology annotation, cellular component: endoplasmic reticulum. The transcript has 4 exons. The record is from RefSeq and is a predicted model, not a curated record.